Nannospalax galili (Upper Galilee mountains blind mole rat) is the source of this 849-nucleotide messenger RNA. RefSeq names its product HLA class II histocompatibility antigen, DRB1-1 beta chain-like. The coding region runs from base 1 to 849 and encodes 282 amino acids. The transcript has 5 exons. Gene Ontology annotation, biological process: immunoglobulin production involved in immunoglobulin-mediated immune response; positive regulation of T cell activation; immune response. Lineage: Eukaryota; Metazoa; Chordata; Mammalia; Rodentia; Spalacidae. The record is from RefSeq and is a predicted model, not a curated record. Gene Ontology annotation, molecular function: MHC class II protein complex binding. Gene Ontology annotation, cellular component: MHC class II protein complex; lysosomal membrane; late endosome membrane.
AUGGUGUGUCUGUGGCUCCCCUGCCUGGAAGCUCUGACCGUGAUACUGAUGAUGCUGAGCUGUCCCGUGGCUUUGGUCAGGGACUCCCGACCACGUUUCUUGCAUCAGAUUAAAUGUGAGUGCCAUUUCUCCAAUGGGACCGAGCGGGUGCAGUUCCUGGAGCGACACAUCUAUAACCAGGAGGAACACCUGCGCUUUGACAGCGACAUAGGCGAGUACCGCGCCGUGACCGAGCUGGGGCAGCUGCAAGCCCAGUACUGGAAUGGCCAGAAGGAUUUGCUGGAGCAGACCCGGGGUGAGGUAGACACAUACUGCAGAUUCAACUAUGCGAUCAUAAAGAUGUUGUCUGCUCAGCAGAGAGAAAAGCCCCAGGUGACUGUGCACCCCUCAAAGACCCAGCACGUACAGCACCACAGCCUCCUGGUCUGCGCUGUGAGUGGUUUCUACCCUGGCCACAUUGAAGUCACAUGGUUCCGCAACGGCCAGGAGGAGACGGCUGGGGUUGUGUCCACAGGCCUGAUCAGGAAUGGAGACUGGACCUUCCAAACCCUGGUGAUGCUGGAGACCGUUCCUCAGAGUGGAGAUGUUUACACUUGCCAGGUGGAGCACCCCAGCCUGCCCAGCCCUGUCACAGUGGAGUGGAGGAUGAGUUCUGGAUCUGCACAGAGCAAGAUGCUGAGCGGAGUUGGGGGCUUCGUGCUGGGCCUGCUCUUCCUCGGGGUGGGGCUGUUCAUCUACUUAAGGAAUCUGGAAGGACAGUCUGGACUUCAGCUAACAGGUAAUGCCCUUCCAUCCUCUCAGACAGGUUUGCUCUCCCCACAGCACAGGGCAGAGGUGACAGGACAUUAG